CCGCAGCUGCGGCUGAGAUGCGAUCAAUCAGAGUCCUAAUUUAUGAGUGCAGAAUGCAAGAGAACUUUUUCUUAACCCCCUCUGUCGCUUCGUGGAUGACAUCUUGGCAACUAUGGCGAGUCGCAUGGUGAUGUAUAAGCUGGUGAUGCUUGGAGACGGUGGUGUUGGAAAGACCGCUUUGAUGAUGCAAAUGUCGCUGAGAUUCUUUGUCGAGACUUACGACCCGACGACGGAAGAUGAAUUUCGCCAGCAAGUCGUCGUUGAUGGCCAGUCCUGCAUGAUGGACGUUCUCGAUACAGGUGGUGGAAUGAAACAAACAGCGAUGAUAGAUCAAUGGAUCCGCGAUGGCGAGGGCUUCGUUCUGGUCUACAGCAUCUCCUCUCGCUCUUCAUUUAUACGCAUCAAGGAGUUGCAUCACCAUAUACAGCGUCUUAAGGAGCCGUUCACAUCAUCAGCUUGCCAGGCCUUAUCCGCCACCAGCCUUCAACCGCCUAUGCCUAUCAUACUGGUAGGCAAUAAGUGUGAUAUAGAUACGGGGCGUACGGUAUCUGUGGAAGAAGGAUACGCCUUGGCUCGCGAGCUCGGUUGCAGAUUCGUCGAAGCCUCGGCCAAGAACAACAUCAAUGUUGAGGCGGCUUUCCUGGACGUUGUGCGGAUCCUGCAACGUGGACGACAACAAGCGUUGCGACAAGCUACUAGCUCUAGCGACCGGUUAUCUCAGCGUCGGGCCGCCAUUUCCCGUAGUGUGUCGGAUGUUAGUAUGUCUAUCACGAGGCUUUUGUCGUUGGGCCGUAAACAACCGACAAGCCACCGACCUGGUAUAGUUGAAACAAUUUUCGAAUCCCAAGUCACUGGCGUCAAUGAUAGGGAGCAACUAAGAACUCGUUUUGACAGGCACGGAAGACCUGAGGAAUAACAUAGACCCUCCAAACAAGCCGCCUCUCAAAUCGAUGUCAGGCUCUCACCAUGACGUGGUACCAGAGGAAUUGCCUAAAUCUUCACGCUGGCAAGAACUCGGGUCAUUUUGGCCUACAUGGCGGGCUUUAUGUUGGUAUAAGCU
Molecule: messenger RNA, 1060 nt
Organism: Aspergillus pseudonomiae
Lineage: Eukaryota; Fungi; Ascomycota; Eurotiomycetes; Eurotiales; Aspergillaceae
Product: P-loop containing nucleoside triphosphate hydrolase protein
Exons: 2
Coding region: 113-916 (267 amino acids)
Biological process (GO): signal transduction
Cellular component (GO): plasma membrane
Molecular function (GO): GTP binding; GDP binding; GTPase activity
Source: RefSeq, a predicted model, not a curated record